Molecule: messenger RNA, 2690 nt
Organism: Stegastes partitus (bicolor damselfish)
Lineage: Eukaryota; Metazoa; Chordata; Actinopteri; Pomacentridae
Product: AT-rich interactive domain-containing protein 5B
Exons: 12
Coding region: 57-2690 (877 amino acids)
Biological process (GO): regulation of transcription by RNA polymerase II
Cellular component (GO): nucleus
Molecular function (GO): transcription cis-regulatory region binding
Source: RefSeq, a predicted model, not a curated record
GAGUCCCGGCGGUGUAACCGGAGAGGGGCCUCACACAGAGGGAAUGCAGGACUGCAAUGGAGCACAAUGCAAUACAGUGGUUGGGUGCUCCCUCCUGCCAGCGAGGCAGCUAUGCCUUCUAUAAGUCGGUGAGCAGCAGAGCUCAGCCCGACGGGCCCGUCCAGGUCUGGAAGCUCGGGGAGUUUUACUUCAUCCGCUGCAGACCGCAGGAUCCGGUUUGCAUCGCCGAGGUGACCUUACUGUGGGAGGACCAGACCCGGCGCCACCUGCUGGCCAGCGCCAGACUCUACUUCCUGCCUGAGGACACACCGAAGGGUCGGACUAGGGAGCAUGGAGAGGACGAGGUUCUGGCCGUGUCCAGGAAGAUGGUGGUUCGGGUGGAGGACCUGGUGCGGUGGUCGUGUGCCGAACCGGCAGGUUGGAGCAGCAGCUCAAAGACGCCACCGAUCGGCGGCCCCAACGGCAUCCACAAACCUCCACAGAGCAGCGGCAGCAGCAACAACAACACACCGGACAAGAGCAGCGAGCCGCUCAAAGACAAAACUGAGAACGGUUCCUCGGCGGAGCGUCAGGGCAUCAAGGUGCUCAGCUACCCCCAGUACUGCCGCUUCCGCUCCCUGCAGAGGCGCAUCCAGGACGGGGCGAGAGGUCCGGGGCUGCAGGACCCCCACCUGCUGGCUCUGGGCGGCGUCAAGGUGCUGCCCAACACCCGACUCAUGUACUGCAGGGACACCUUCAACCACCCGACGCUGGAGAGCAGCGCCAGCUUCGCCUGGCAGUUCAGAUGUCCGUCUCUCAGUCUUCGAGGACGACCUCGUAAGAGGAGAGGCCGCGACAGCAGAGACUCCCCCAACUCCAGCCAGUCCGAGUCCUGGAUUGAGAGGAUGAAGGAGAACGUGAUGGGCAGCGUGGAGGUCGGCUGUGAGGGCAGCUGGCUGCCUCACCCUGAGGAGCAGCUGUUUCUGGAUCAGCUCUACGCCUUCAUGGACCGCAACGGUUCUCCCAUCCACAAAGUCCCCAACCUGGGCUUCAAGAAGAUCGACCUCUUCCUCAUGUACUCUGUGGUCAAACGGCUCGGAGGCUACAAGAAGGUGACGACGGACCGCCUCUGGAAAGUGGUUUACAACGAGCUAGGAGGAUGCCCUGGCAGCACCAGCGCCGCCACCUGCACCCGGAGACACUACGAGAGGCUAAUGCUGCCUUACGAAGAGCACCUCAGAGCGGGAGGAGCAGAAUUCAAAGUCCCAGAAUCGCCCCUGCCUCCGAAACCCAGAGGGAUACGAGGACGGAAACCACUUCCCCGAGGCAGGAAGCCAGGACCCAGAGCCAAGGUCAAGAAGGUGGCCACCUCUGCUCUUUCUUCUCCUCCUAUCGUGAACGACAGCGUGGUGGUGAAAAGAGGCCGAGGUCGGCCGCCUGGGACCCGCAACAAGGCGACGCUGAUCGCUCAGGCCAGACUGUUGGCUCAGCAGCAGGCCAAAGUCAAAACAGAGUGUCAGCAGCAGAGUCCUCUGCUUCCAGCCAAAGGCAGAGGAGGCCCGACGCCCGGCAGCGCACACCGGCCCAUCCAGCCGGCCAUCCUGCCCGUCAACAUGCCCCUCACCCCCGACCUGUCCCCCAUGUCCACCCCCUUCCUCCCCUUCCAGCCUAAACCCAAGGACCUGAAGCCGGACCGAGGCCCGUGCGGGGCUCCGGCUCCGGGCGUCCUCCUCUCCACGCUGCCUCGGCACUUCGUCGGAGGCUCUCUGGGCGGCUUCAGCCCCAUCAAGGGCGUGUGUCCUCUGGACGUCUUCAGGAACCGCAUCAGCCUCCAGCGGGGCCUGGAGAGCCCGGCGCUGACGCCUCAGGACCCGACGCAGCUCCACCCGACCAUCUUCACCCUGCAGCCCAAAGGAGGAAGCCCGGACACGCCUCACCCCAGCGGGGAGCAGCCUCAGCCCCACCAGCACCACAACCGCUGCUCCGGCUGUAACGUGGACGACGGCAGCCAGCGAGGAGGCGGUCGGGACCCCAGGAGUCGGCCACCGCUACCGCCUCUCCGGGUUCUGCCCCUGAACCUGGACUGCAGUGUUCAGGUGUGUCAGCUGAUGAGGACUCGUUGUCUGGACUCGUCUCAGCUGCAGAGCUUCACCCGCCGCCUGUCCGAGGCCCUGUCUCAGGACCUGAGCACCAAGCCGCCCUGCUCCCCCAUCACCCCGCCGCCUGAGCAGGCGCUGCCCCUCAACCUCAGCAAGCGCUUCGCUGCCAAGAGACCCGCCGCCGAGGGACCAGAGCCGAGCCGGGCGGCCGUCAACGGGACCACAGAGCAGCCGUCAUCCAAGAGACCCAGAGCUGGUUUAUCGGAGCAGGCCGAGGACUUCGGUCUGGGGGGCCGGUCCAGCUCAGUGGGGGGAGCAGGGCAGGAGGUGGAGGCCAAGAACCAGGAGGAACCGGCAGACCUGAGCUCCCCCAGCAGGAUCCGGGCCUUCCUGCUGGGCCUGCCCCCCUUCCAGGUGAAGCUCGAGGAGGAUCUGAACGGCAUGAGGUUCGAGAAGUUUCUCCCUCCAGGAUCUGAGGCCGAGACGAAGGCGGAGGGAGGCGUGAAGACGGAGGACGAGGAAACUGAGAGAAUCAAGUCUGAGCAGGAGGAGAGAGAUCCGGGUUCUGCAGAGCUGAAGAGAGCCGGAAACACUGACACACACUGUUUUUAG